Molecule: messenger RNA, 981 nt
Organism: Tuber melanosporum (Perigord truffle)
Lineage: Eukaryota; Fungi; Ascomycota; Pezizomycetes; Pezizales; Tuberaceae
Exons: 9
Coding region: 1-981 (326 amino acids)
Biological process (GO): hydrogen peroxide catabolic process; response to hydrogen peroxide
Cellular component (GO): peroxisome; cytoplasm; mitochondrion
Molecular function (GO): heme binding; catalase activity
Source: RefSeq, a predicted model, not a curated record
AUGGGAUGGGUAUGGUACAUCCGGCCGGAUCUGGUGCCUUUGGGUAUUUCAAAUGCACUAAGGACAUGUUGGGAUUUACAAAGAGCGGGGAAGGGAAAGAGACAGAGAUAUUCAUGCAUUUUUCAACCGCUACAUUUGGCAAAGAGUUUCCGGACCAAUGUCGUGACCCGCCCAGCUUUGCCAUCAAGCACUAUACUAAAGACUGAAGCUGCGAUAUUGUUGGACUCAAUUGGCCCGUUUUCUUCUGUCGCGACCCAAUGCGGGGCCCGGAUGUCAUUAAAUUUUGGUAACCUUAAGGCCACAUUCUGCUUUCUGAGAACCAGCAGCCAUGCAGGCAUGAUGCUUUUUAGUAACCAUGGGCAUUCAAAAGGCUGGCGGAGAAUGCACGGGUUUGGCUGUCACACUUUUAAAUGGUGUGUAUGGACGAUUCCUGUUGCAUACGCACUUUAUCUGCGAUCAGGAUGUGGUAAGGCCCAGUUUGUUGAUACCGGGAAUCUCUGGCAAACUAUAGAGAAAGGAGAGCUAGUCUCCUGGACGGCGAAAGCUCGAGUCAUGAAACCCGAAGAGGCCGGCCGGGUGAAGCUCGGUUUCGAUCCCUUUGACGUAAUCGGGAUUUGUCCAGGAAUGGGAUUUCCUAUGCAAGAUUUUGGAAGACUCGUCUUGAACAAGAAUCCGGAAAACUAUCAUCGCGAUGUAGAGCAAUCGGCUUUUUCUCCAGGAAGUAUGGUCCCUGGUAUCGAGGAUAGCCCAGACAUGCUUCUCCAAUUCAGAAUGGUCUUCUACCGUGAUGCUCAGUAUCAUCGUAUUGGCAUCAACUUUCACAAUGUCCCAGUAAACUGCCCCUUCAGGUCCCGCUCCAACGCAAGCAUGAGCUUUGGUGGCCCCUUCCGUAGCGACGGGAACAUCAGCGGAAACCCUCACUAUGCCCCCAACAGCUUUGUCAAUAAAUUCCGUCCCGACACCGCCGAAGCGCCAUACUAA